CCUCCGUAGUCCGACACCGUACCUAUCGCCGUCGUAUUAUCGCCGUCGGUGCGACUGUUUUUUUUUUUUUUCUCUCUGUAUAUUUCUUUUUUCCUUUCACGAUAAACUCAGUUCGACACCGCCAGUUCACGUAGACGUCGUUCGCGAUCGCGUUACCCGUCCGAUUUCCGCCGUGACGUUCUUUUGUUUUUGGUUUUUUUUUUGCGCCGAAUCAAAAAAAAAACCCACUAAACAAAUACGGUGAAAGUGAACGCCGCGAGCAGACUGCCGUACUACCUAACCGCACCACUGCCGCUGCCACCCCGAAGCGACCGCUGCCCGCAAACGCCGCGAUCGAAAACGAUUACCAGUACCGCCGAGCUGCUCAGGGCCCGCUGCGCAAGCACAACACCCCGGGCCGUCGUCGUCCUCGCUUCAGGCCGGUCUCGUUCCACGCCGCCAGCCGCCGAUCCAGCGGACAGCCGCCUACGCAGCCAGGUACGCGCCGCACUAAUAAUAGUUUCCGGUCGCCCCCGGGGGAGACCCGGUCCCGUCGGAUCCGCGAGCGUCGGCCAACGGGGCCAACCCUUUGACCGACGGCCGUUCCUCGCCAUCUGUUGCACCUGUGCCCCGUCCGUCACACCUGCGCGUCCCACUCGGUUCCUUCCGCGCGCACAAUGCUUCGCUUUGCCCCCCGCGAUCGGGCGGCACGCCGUAAAACUGCGCCCGAUCGGUCAUUUAGGGACGGAGGGGGACACCUGUCGACGAACCCCACGCGCCCGUAAUUCGUUUGCCCCCCCCCCCUCUAUCGUUUAUUUCGUUUUGUUUUUGUGCCGCGUUACCGUCGCGCACCGGCAUCGCCGAAUACCAUAAUUUACCCGGGUUCUUUCUGCGACGCGAGUAACGUUUACCCGUGGUCUGUGCGCAGUCGGUGCGCACGUCUCUCGAUAAUAUUGUUAUUUCGUGGCUGCGACACGCGAUAAUUGUGUUGACCCCCGAGCGCGAUAAUAGCGAAUAUUAUAAUAAUACGCCGCGCACCGAUAUCGCUCGUGCGCUCGUAAUAAUUGGCCAACGCAUUCGUUAGAUAAACGAAACGAACGAUGCCCGUAAAUUUUUAAUUCCGACGCGCGUCUCCACCGUAACAGUGAAGCGCAACGCCUUUGUUCGCACGACGUUAACGUUAACGAGCGUUCGCUAUUUUACGCGCGGUCGAUCGGUAUUGAUAACUCAAUAGUUUGAACAUUUACACUCCCGCAGGUGUAGGUGUUUAGCAGUUCGAACGUAAAAACGAAAAUGCCGGCGUCCGGUCCAGUGUAUCAGCCGACCACGGUCAGCUACGAACAACAGAGCGAAUGGUCGCAGCCGUCCAACGGCUUCAUUAACCGCACCCUGAAUCAGAUCCGAAACCCGAGAUGGUUCCACUGGUCGUUCAUUUUGAUCAGCUGGAUACUGAUCGCCGUCGGCGUGUUCAUGUUCCUGUCCAUCACCACGAACUAUAUGCGCUCCGACGACGCAAAGGACAACCACACCGGGGAUAUUGCGUUUUUGGUCAUCGGUUCUUUCUGCUUUGUUUUCGGCGUCGUCCUGUUGAUCGGCUACUUCCGAUACAUCAAGGACAAAGAGAGUUGCCCCUGUUUCAGUAGCAAAGCGCGACAAAUGGAAUCUCAGUCAUCCAACGGACAGGUACGUGUGCCGAUUCGUAAACUAUCGGACUGUAAUGUUUUUCGAAUAAAAUAUUGACCACUGUGCUUUUCGAUCUGUGCAGGUACUUACGUUGAACCCGUCCACGGAUCUUUUAAUGGCGUCUGCACAGUACAACGCGUCUUCAGAAGCUCCGCCAACUAUAAUCGAAGAAGACGAAACUAGAAAAUUAAUGGGGAACGAUAACAAAGAUUGGUAAGUGUUUUGUGUUUCUAUACGUGUGCUCGUUGCGUGAAUUAAAUGUUAUUUGGCGAUUACUUUGUUAACAUAGACCGACAUGUGAACAAUGUUAUAUUUAAUAAUCCAAAAUCUGACAAUAAUGUUAAAUAUUAAAUAAUAUUAUUUAUUUAUAAUUAGCUUUACCUAUUAUUCAUUUAUCGAACAGUAACAUUAUGAAUUAUUUAUAAUUUUGUUUAACUUUUAUAUAUUUUUUUUUUGUCAUUUAUGAAUAUGACUCAUUCUUAUAAACUCUGAAGGACACCUUGUAUUUUUUUUUUUUAUUAUUAUUAUUAUUAUUAUUAUUAUUCUUUGUAAACACAUAUGGUAAGAAAGCAAAGAACUGAAUAACUAGUGAUAUUGAUACUGUUUAAUAUACGUAAAUUAUAUGUAUUUUUAUUUUUUUUGUUAGCUUAACAAUAAAUUGUUGGCUUUUGUAUAUGUUAGAUUAUUGUUGUCUAAGCUCAUCGAUAUAAUUAGAUAUCUACCAUUGAUUGGUGCUAUAACUUAUAAGAACAAAUGUUUUGUUUUUGUUUUAUAAUAAAUUAUUUAAAAUGGUUAUUGUGACUAUUAGGUUGUUUGUUUGUUUUUUUUAUUAUUAUUAUUAUUUAUAAAGUUAUAUAUAAAUAGUUAUAAAUAUUCUUUUUUUUUUACUGUGUUGUGUGUAUAGCAAUGAUGAAAGAGAUCACAUGUUAGUCACAAGCAACCCGCCGGUAGCGGCAGUCCGCACGCAUGUACCCAUCUCGCCGCUUUCCGGUGAAGAGGCUUGACUUGAGGCCAAUUUCACUGACUCUCUAUCGGGCAUCAAUGACUAUUAUCACAAGUGAGAUGUCCCAAUAUCAUCCAAUAAUAGUUUAUGUUUUACACAAAACAAGGUUCAUCUAACACACACAUACUUGAUACAUGGUUAUUGUUCUUUGUAGAUAUGACAUUCCCACAGUUCACAAUCACUACUAUUCUCCACAAACACCUGUCCACAAUAAAGCACAAUCAUGCGGUGGCUGGACUGCGCCACUCGCGUUACACGAUGACUUGACACCUUCCAUAUGUUCAUCCGUUUAUAGUCUGGAUCAGAUGAAGUGACUAAUCGACCCAAAAUCUGACAGUUUAUCGAUUUUUAAAUUGUUCAUAUUUUGUUUUAAGUUGCCUAACUACUGAUGCUCAGUGUGCACAAUAUUUGUAUUUAUUUAUUAACAAUUUUUAUUGUAUUUUCAUUAUUAUUAUCUUCAGUGGUCAAUGGUACUAAAAAAAAAAAAAAAAUAAUAAUAAUAAUUUUAUAUAUAUAUAUAUAUAUAUAUAAACAUAUAUUUAUGUGUGUGUGUAAAGUUGUGAUUUCCAUUAUUAUUAUUACGAUUAUUAUUUUUUUUGAUAAUUUUUAUUAUGUAUACGUGAGUAAAUUAUAAAGUUUCUAUUAUGUCUGUAAGUGAUACGUUUUAUUAUUGUUAAACUUUUGCAUGUUUCCAAGUGUAAAAUAAAUGUAACUUAAAUCAUAAUUAACGAAUAAAAUAAUGAUUAAAUUUGUAUAACGAAUUUUGACAUAAUGUUAUAAUAUUAAUUAUAGUUUUAAUAAUACGAGUGUUCAACAACAGCAUUUAUUUUAAGUGUAUAAUAUUGUAUAAGAUAUCAUACCGUAACAACAAUGGAUGUGAUUAACCUCAUUUAUAUGUACUUUUGUAUACUUACCAUUUGAAUUAUUAUUAUCUUUGACGAGUCCAUUUUUGUGUUUCGACAUUAAGUAUUUUAUAACUUAUAAAUCUUUAAUUAUUUUAAAAUAUAAUUAAGCUUUUUUCACCUCUUAAUGUUUUGUUUUACGCUUUCAGUCGUAUAGAAAUUAUUUCCAACCGUGUCAAUGUACGCAUAUUAAUUUUGUAAGCUUUACACCUAUUUGAUUUCAGAAAACAAAUUUCUUGAAUUAUAAGAAAAUAUUUAAUUGCGUAUGUAAUAUAAAUAAACAAAUCAUAGCCUUAUUGUUCCCGUACACAUUUAUUAAUUUGCUUAGUAGAAUUAUUAGUCUUUUCUAAAAUCGAUAAACCUUUGUGUGGCACCGUGAUAUAUUUUAAGUGUAACACUCAUUGUUAUUACCCGAUAAACUGUAAUGAUAAAAUAAUGACAACAUUGUAUUUAAAUGCCUAUUAAAUAGGUAUAAAAUAUGUUCAACUUAAUACAUAAUGUGUAUUUUAUUAAAAUUAAAAUUAAAUUUUUAUAAAUUUAGUUAUUUUACGAAUGUGUACUCUAUUUAAAUUUUAGUAUAUUAUUUGUCUGUUUUAUUAUGUAUUGUAAUUACCUAUACAUUUAAUAGAUUUUUUUUUUUUUUUUAAUAGCCAUUUCACAAAAAGUUACUCAUAUAGUAGUGUACAAUUUUUAAACAAAAUACUGUGUAUUGUGAAGUGUGAACUGUACAAAUAUUUAACCAUUCUAAUCUGUCUAAAUUAUUAAUUAAACAACCAUUGUAUUUCAUAUAAUAACCUAAGGGCCAAGACAUACUUUUUAAAACUAUUUUAUUUUUACAUGUCAAUAUAAUUUAUAAAUAAAGAUUUUUUCAUGGAGUGUACACAUUGAUCAAAUGCAUAGAUCAUUGUUGUUAAUAAUAUUUAUUGGCCUACAUUUCAUUUAUAUUCUCGCCUUAAAAUAAUAUUUUUAUCAGAUAAAAUCCAAAGGCAAACAACACUUGUAUUUCAUCGAUAAUUAUACUGCUGUACCAAUAUUGUUUUUCAAGGUCAAUGUUUAUAACUUAUUAUU
This is a messenger RNA of Cinara cedri, 4635 nucleotides long. Lineage: Eukaryota; Metazoa; Arthropoda; Insecta; Hemiptera; Aphididae. The record is from the annotation of a GenBank genome assembly.